Molecule: messenger RNA, 1448 nt
Organism: Ipomoea triloba (trilobed morning glory)
Lineage: Eukaryota; Viridiplantae; Streptophyta; Magnoliopsida; Solanales; Convolvulaceae
Product: tRNA (guanine(9)-N1)-methyltransferase
Exons: 3
Coding region: 122-1141 (339 amino acids)
Biological process (GO): tRNA N1-guanine methylation
Cellular component (GO): nucleus
Molecular function (GO): tRNA binding
Source: RefSeq, a predicted model, not a curated record
CUAUCAACAAUGGAGGGUUAGCCCACACAACCCAAGAAUUCCGCCCUCACCGUCGUGGAAGCCGCGAAGCGUACAUUUCCCCCUCCCCCCCUUCGCCUCUUCGCAUUGCCUUCUCGUGGCGAUGGAGACGGAGAGCGACUCCGAUGAUAACAAGUCUCUGCCACCAGCCACCACUGAGUCUCCACCACAGUCUGCGCCUGACCAGCAACCGCCCCUAUCAAAGAGAGCACAGAAGAAGCUGCUGAAGCAGCAGCGGUUCGAGGCCAAGAAGGCGGAGAAGAAGGCACAAUUGAAGGAGCACAAGCAGAGGGAGGCUGAGCGGAAGCGGAGGGAAUGGGCGGAGAGGCUAGCGGGGCUGAGCGAAGAGGAGAAGCUGAAGCUGAUUGAGGAGCGGAAGAGCGUGAGGAGAGAGAGGAUGGAGAAGAGGUCCGAAGAGAAAGGGAAGAAGAUAGAGAGGCUGACUAGAGCAAAAGAAAGCGGUCAGAAUUUCGUUAUCGAUCUCGAGUUCUCUGAUCUUAUGACCUCCAAUGAACUCCAAAGCCUCGUCCAACAGAUUAUGUACUGUUAUGCCAUGAAUGGAAGAUGUGAGACUCCUGCACACCUUUGGUUGGCAGGCUAUCAAGGUGAAAUGCAAAACCUAUUGGAAAAAACACCAGGGUAUGAUAAGUGGUUAAUUGAGAAGGAAAGCCGUCCAUAUAUUGAGGCAUUCCAAGAUCAGAAGGAAAAUCUUGUAUAUCUCACUGCCGACUCUGAGAACGUUCUAGAUGAACUUGAUCCAAAGAAGGUCUAUAUAAUUGGUGGGUUGGUGGAUCGGAAUCGGUGGAAAGGCAUAACCAUGAAUAAAGCAAAAGAGCAAGGGAUUCAAACAGCAAAGCUCCCUAUUGGAAACUACUUAAAGAUGUCGAGUUCUCAGGUCCUCACUGUCAAUCAAGUAGUAGAGAUACUUUUAAAGUUCUUGGAAUUGAGAGAUUGGAAGGCUUCAUUUUUUGAAGUCAUCCCUCAAAGGAAAAGAUGUGAGGCAGACUCUGAAGAUGUUCACGAUGAACCAGAAGCGGAAGACAACGCACAGGAACAGGGUGAUGAUCACCAAGACAUGAAAAGGCAGUGCAUUGAAGGAAAACAGCUAAGUAAUCCAGUCUAGAAGAUUGGUCUUUUGUAGUGAAUAUGGAUGAGAGAUUUUUUGCAGGUUUCUUCCUUUCUGUAGCUUGAAAGUUUUUGGGAAAUUGCAGAAUACCAUACUGUGUUUUGUUGAGUUGUAUUUUUGAUAGUUAAGAAGAAGCUGUUAGGUUUCUGAAUUUUGACUAGAAAGCAGGAAACAAUUACUUGAUAAAAUUCAAAAUCUACAAUUAGAAACAUCAAUCUUCAGAGUUGGGGCAAUGCAGCCUUUCUUUGGAGUUUGGAGUAAAGCAGCAGACCAAACAUUCUAAAUUAAAAUCCUAAUCAUUACA